GGAGCUGCCAGCCGCGGGGCCGGAGCAGCGCCGGGACCUUCCUGUCCAGCCCCCCCGGAGCCCGGCUCCUGGCCCCGCCGGGUGUGCGCAGGGCUGCGUGCCCGGCUCGGGGGGCAGAUUUCACCGAGCAGCGCUCCCCGGCCCGGGCGCGAUCCCCCGCAUGGAGCCAGGGGAAGAGCCCAGGGUCCCGGAUCUCCCGGGCGCCCAGGAACGGGAGACCCCCAGAGGCGCCCCCCCAGCAGGUGUCAGGAAGGAGGAGGAGAAUCCCCAGCGGGAGCCACACAGGCCUUCGCAGAGCCCUGAGCAGGGAGAGGCCAACAGGGUGGGAUGGCAGGGGGAAGAACUCCAAGGGGUGGAAAAUGGAUUUGGGCUUCUCAGUAGCAUGUCUGUACCCCAGAGAUUGACCAUCUGUGGGCAAUGUGGGAAGAGCUUUAGCCAGUAUUCAGACCUUAUUAAGCACCAGCGGAUCCACACGGGGGAGAGACCUUACAGCUGCUCCCAGUGCGGGAAGAGCUUCAGCCAGAGCUCCCACCUCACCAAGCAUCAGCGGAUCCACACGGGUGAGAGGCCCUACAAAUGCCCUGACUGCGGGAAGGGCUUCAACGACAGCUCCUACCUCCUGCAGCACCGCCGCACCCACACGGGCGAGCGGCCUUAUGAAUGCCCGGACUGCGGGAAAAGCUUCGGAGACAAGUCAGGCCUUACCCGGCACCAGAAGGUGCAUCACGGCGAGAGACCCUACAAAUGCCCUGACUGCGGGAAGAGCUUCAGCGACAGCUCCUACCUCAUCCAGCACCAGCGCAUCCACACGGGCGAGCGGCCCUACAAAUGCACCGAGUGCGGGAAGAGCUUCAGCCGGAACUCGCACCUGGUCCAGCACCAGCGGGUCCACACAGGGGAACGCCCCUACAAAUGCGCUGAUUGCGGGAUGAGCUUCAGCCACAGCUCCACCCUGAUCGGGCACCAGAGGACCCACCGUGGCGAUAAGCCCUACAAAUGCCCCCAGUGCAGGAAGAGCUUCCGGCACAAGUCAACCCUGGUGAAGCACCAGCGGACCCACACCGGGGAGCGGCCCUACAGCUGCCCCAAGUGUGGGAAGAGCUUCAGCUGGGGCUCGGCUUUCAUCAAACACCAGCGCACACACACCGGGGAGCGGCCCUACCAAUGCACCCAGUGUGGGAAGGGCUUUGGGGACAGCUCAGCCCUGAUCCAGCACCAGCGCACCCACACCGGGAAGCUCAGAAGCUGGCUUGGGCUCCCAGUUAUCACGAUUUGCCGCUCUGAUCCUGACGUAAACCCCAGCAGAACGCUGUCUCGUCUUGCUCAGUAUCAUCUUCAUGGUUCUCUAAAGCUUUUUAUUAUUUUUGUUCCUCUCCUCUGGACAUUCCAGUUUGUCCACAUCUUUCUUAAAGCUCGGUGCCCAGAAUUGGGCACACUUCUCCAGCUGAGGCCUGGGUUGAGUGCCGUUGGACCAGCCCCUGAGAAAUGAUCACAGAAGGGAUGCCUUACCCAUUGCUCCCACUCAACUCUCAUUUCCGACUGCCACCGAACCCUCCUGGCUUCAACCUUCAUGAACCCAACGUUCCAUCUGCCACAACUGCCAUGGAACCUUCAUGAACCCAAUGUUCCAUCUGCUACAACUUCCAUGGAACCUUCAUGAAUCCAAUGUUCCAUCCACCAUAAUUGCCAUGGAACCUUCAUAAAGCCAAUGUUCUGUCCACCUCAACCACCAUGGAGCCUUUAUAAACCUAAUGUUCCAUCUGCCUCAGCUUCCAUAGAACCCUCCUGGGCUCAACAAUUCAUCUGCCAUGGAACUUUCUGGGCACCCCUAUAUUCAUCAACAACCUUUUCCCAUCUCGUGACCUACAUCCUCAUUGCAGGGGCAGAGUCUGUAUUGGCCCCGUGUACGUCAUCUUGCAAAGAAACAGCCAAGCCCUCACCUGUGUGUCUAAUGCAGAUGGCAGCAACCUCAAGCUGGUCACCUGCUGGCCCUAUGGGAUUCCCCCACCAAUACUCCACCAACUGAUGCAUUUUCCCCUGGGAGAGUUUAGAAUCCAUCACCCCCUAUCUGCCUCCAGAAGUCUAUAAGUUCUUUAGAGCGGGGACUGUCUUUUUGUUCUGUGUUUGUACAGCACCUGGUGUAGUGAGGUCCUGCCUCUUAACUGAGGCUCCGAGGCUCUGCUGUAAUACACCUAACAAAUAAUUCAAAGGGGUUUGGUCCAUGACUGGAUAACUAUCUAUCCAACUACUCCAGUCCUUCUUGCUUCUGAGAGCUUUUUUCCUAAUGCCUGGGAAGAUAAACCCACCGAUGCCCCCCAACACACCCUGGGCUCUGAGCUGUUCCCAUGUGAGCUCCAAUUUAUAGUACAAACUUCCUUUCCACUGAAUGCAUCUGAUGAAGUGAGCUGUAGACUAACACGGCUGCUACUCUGAAACCUUUUGUAACACUUGCUCAACAUGGGUCUACAGCUGCCCAAGGGUGGCCUAUUGUCCUGCAUCCCAGAGAGCCGCCCCACACAGGGAAGGGCUUGACACUUGCUGAAGGACCAUCCAGGACACAGCAAUCUGCAGCUACCAACUCUGAAUGUCUGUUAACUACUGGCCCUAUGGAGCAUGGGGGCACAAGUAAUCCAGAUGUGCAGGGGAAGGAGAGGGCAAGAGGGACCCUCACCAGCCUGAAACACGGACAAACUCCCAGCUGGGGCCAGCUCAGAGCAGGGGACUGGGAGUGCUUUGUGCUUGUUUUCAAAGCUCUGUAACUCUCAAGGGCUUUAAUAGUAAAGUCACUGGCGUUAGGAAAC
Messenger RNA from Caretta caretta (loggerhead turtle), 2801 nucleotides. RefSeq lists its product as uncharacterized. Gene Ontology annotation, cellular component: nucleus. The record is from RefSeq and is a predicted model, not a curated record. Lineage: Eukaryota; Metazoa; Chordata; Testudines; Cheloniidae. Gene Ontology annotation, biological process: regulation of transcription by RNA polymerase II. Gene Ontology annotation, molecular function: DNA-binding transcription factor activity, RNA polymerase II-specific; RNA polymerase II cis-regulatory region sequence-specific DNA binding.